Varanus komodoensis (Komodo dragon) is the source of this 4066-nucleotide messenger RNA. RefSeq names its product GA binding protein transcription factor subunit beta 1 (gene GABPB1). Gene Ontology annotation, molecular function: transcription cis-regulatory region binding; protein binding. Gene Ontology annotation, cellular component: nucleus. Gene Ontology annotation, biological process: positive regulation of transcription by RNA polymerase II. The coding region runs from base 228 to 1415 and encodes 395 amino acids. The record is from RefSeq and is a predicted model, not a curated record. The transcript has 9 exons. Lineage: Eukaryota; Metazoa; Chordata; Lepidosauria; Squamata; Varanidae.
AUCCUGUGGGCAACUGUUUUGCCACCAUGUGUAUGGAGUGCUGGACUAGAUAGACUUUUGCUCUAAUCCAGCCUUGUAUUUCUUUCUUUUGUUUUUUUUUAGGUUAUUUGGAUAUAUGUCUCUUCAAUUUCAGUUGGAUCUAGUCCCAGAUAAGUUACAUAGGUUUGGCAUCCUAAUGGGGAAGCUAGUUUUGAUUCUUCACUCGUUUAUGUGUGCAAUUCUCUGAGAUGUCCUUGGUAGAUUUGGGAAAGAAGCUUUUAGAAGCUGCACGAGCAGGGCAAGAUGAUGAAGUUCGCAUUUUGAUGGCCAAUGGUGCACCUUUUACUACAGACUGGCUGGGAACAUCUCCGCUUCAUUUAGCAGCACAAUAUGGGCACUAUUCAACCACUGAAGUGUUACUUCGAGCAGGUGUAAGUCGAGAUGCCAGGACCAAAGUGGACAGAACUCCAUUGCAUAUGGCAGCUUCUGAAGGCCAUGCAAGUAUUGUAGAAGUUUUACUUAAGCAUGGUGCUGAUGUAAAUGCAAAAGACAUGCUGAAGAUGACUGCUCUUCACUGGGCUACAGAACACAACCACCAAGAAGUAGUGGAACUCUUAAUAAAGUAUGGUGCAGAUGUCCAUACGCAGAGUAAAUUUUGCAAAACGGCAUUAGACAUUGCUCUAGACAAUGGAUAUGAAGAGCUGGCAGAAAUAUUACAGAUUGCAAUGCAGAACCAAAUCAACACAAAUCCAGAAAGUCCUGACACUGUGACGAUACAUGCAGCAACACCACAGUUCAUCAUUGGACCUGGCGGGGUAGUGAACCUAACAGGUCUGGUAUCUUCUGCAAAUACAUCAAAUAGAGCAGAUGACACAGGAGUGUCUGCUGUUCAGUUUGGUAAUUCCUCAACAUCAGUAUUAGCAACGUUGGCUGCCUUAGCAGAAGCUUCAGCUCCACUGUCCAACUCAUCAGAAACACCAGUUGUGGCUACAGAAGAAGUGGUGACUGCAGAAUCUGUAGAUGGUGCAAUCCAGCAAGUGGUCAGUUCCGGAGGCCAGCAGGUCAUUACCAUAGUAACGGACGGCAUCCAGCUUGGAAACCUCCAUUCUAUUCCCACUAGUGGAAUGGGUCAGCCCAUUAUUGUGACCAUGCCAGAUGGGCAGCAAGUACUUACAGUACCGGCAACAGACAUUGCUGAAGAAACCGUGAUCAGUGAAGAGCCUCCAGUCAAGAGACAGUGUAUUGAGAUAGUUGAAAAUCGGGUGGACUCUGCAGAAAUAGAAGAAAGAGAAACUUUACAAAAACAGCUGGAUGAGGCCAAUCGAGAAGCACAGAAGUACCGCCAGCAACUUCUCAAGAAAGAGCAGGAGGCAGAAGCCUAUAGGCAGAAGUUGGAGGCAAUGACUCGCCUCCAGACUAACAAAGAAGCUGUUUGAAUGGUUGAAGCAAGCGUUUUAUAAAGCCAGUUAAGGAAACUGCAGUACAAUCUGGACCUGCAUGCCAUAUAGGCAUGGACCCAGGAUUAUAUUCUAGAGAAGAUGCUACAGGUUUGAAACUGGACUUAAGCCAUGAGCUCUGAUGAAUUUCUUGUAUCAUAAAAACCCCCUCAGAAUUUACACAUUUUGUGCAAAAAAUAUUUAAAAAGAAAUACUGUAAAUAGUUGUUUUUUUACAGUUCCAAAAUUCGUUGCUUAAUCUUUUUGAAGGGAUCCACAAACAUGCAAAACCAAUGUUUUGUGACCUUUUUGAUUUUAGUAUAAAACUGCUGAAACACAGAACAGUUUUAAGGGUGAUAGCUGUUGAUUUAAACUGACAGUGUAAAAAAUGAAUUAUGUGACAGAACCAAUCCUGAGAGCUAGCAGCUUAGAUAUCUGAGUCAAAUAUCUUUCCUGAGUGGAAAUCUUUUGUACAGCUUUAAGUAGUUGCCCAGAAUCUCUGAAUCCUGCCCCUCUUUUUUAGGAAAAAAAUGUAAUUUUUAUAUUUAAUUCCUGAUAUAUUCAAGUAGAUUGACAUGUAUAUGAAGCUGAUAUUUUUUAAACUUUUCAGUUUGUAUAUAUGCUGCAUGUUUUUUAAUAAUUUCUAUAUACAUCUUACAUAAGUAUUUUUCAGGAAAGAGGAGGGAAAAUUAUGAGAAAAAAGGUUUAACAUACAGGUCAUGGAUUGUGGGGAGGGAAACAAGCUGGUGGAUCAUUGCUGGGCUUUUCUUUAAAUUAGGAAUGGCAUUUCUUGGAGGAAUGUAGGUUGGGAGAACUAAAAGAAAACCAAAACCAGUAUUUAUGUAAUAUAUGAAUAAUUUGAAACUAUUAUGGUCAGAGCAUGAAAUGUAUACUAUACAUUUCUAGUAUAUCUUACAAAAUUGGACUAUAAUUCUGCAGGUAGAGAUCAAGCAAAGAAUGUCUCCAUAAGACUUCUCCUCCCCUAUUGUGUUACCACCAUUGGAAAGACUGUUUCUUGACAGAAUAUUCAUAUUACAGGGCUAUAAACAAGGUAGAUGCAGUGAACACCAAAAGAUAGUAGGUAUGUGUAAUUUUGAUUGAUUAAAAGCAGGUACAAAUAAGCUGAGCUCAUAAAAACAAUUGGCAGUCUAUGUAUACAGACAGGUAAAUAGGAAACCGGCUGCUGGCGUAUAGUUGUACAAAUUACUGAAGAGGGUGGAAGCAAUUUACAAGAAUGAGGUCAGGGAAAGAAAUAAACAUACUACAUUCCACGUCUCAGUGAAGAACACAGAGCAGGCCUUGGCUCAAAGAGUGCCCAAGUCACAGUCUGUGCAGCACAGCAAUAACAUGGUGAGAUGCCGCAGGGGAUACGGAGUUCAGCUGGAGUCUUUGGAUGUGUCUGCUCACACUGCAGCUACUCUUCCUACAAGCUGGGGCCCUUGUUGGUUUUCCUCACAUUGCUGCUCCUCAUACUGCUCUCCUUCCAGAAGUGUGACUUUCAUGUAUGAACAAUAUCAAAGGUGGGAAAGUUGAAUUCUCUACAAUUGCCCUGAAAUGAAAUGAAUGAAAGUAAUCAAGAAGAAGAUGGGCUUUGAAUGGAAAUCAGUUCCUCUGCUCAUUUAUUCCUUCUGUUCUGCAACUGCUGUGAUCUCUCAUCUCUUACGAUGUCAGUAUAGUUUGGAAAGGAAAACGUUUUUGUUUGUGUUGUUAAUGUUUGUGCCCACUCAACACAUUGAGUAGUAGUCAGAAUGUUAUUUUUCUUGUUUUUCUUCACACAACAAGCUGGAAUCAAGAUUGCCCUAAUCAUUAAUUCUGGAGACAGGUUUCUGCACUUAAUAUCAUCAGUUAAACAGCAGCGGCGGGGGGGGGGGGCAUACAGAGAGGGCUAGGUUGGCUCUAUUGACACCUACAUAUAUUUCUGACAGAUAUGAUAACAUUUGGAUCUUUUAAGUUACCAAAAAUAAGAACCUUUGUAUUUUCAGUGUAUAAUGCUUUCAAUCUUCAAAGCAUUUAAUAUCAGCAGAUAGGAGGGCAGUCCUAAACGAUCAUACAUAUGAGUAGUUCCCAGUUGGUAGAAAUAUUUCUUUCAUAGGAUUGAGAUCUUAAAUCUUUAGUACAUCUAUGAAAAGUAGAUAGGUAAGUAGCACUUGGUCCCAAAUGGGAGACAAAUGUUAAAAGAUGUGCUAAGGGCCUCACGACUCAAAUGUGUAUUACGCACAUACAGCAGAAUGCAGAGUAGAUGGAACGGUACAUUACAGAUUGAUGGAAGCUGCUGCCAUUUUUGAAUGCAAGAAGAAAACUAAGUAUAGUGGGGAAAUAUCUAUUUAGAAAUGUGUUCCCUCACUUGCAUUCUCAAGUGGUACAGUCAUCUCACUGCACAUUCGGACAUUUGUGGCUUUCAGACCUUCACUUGGACCAUACUGCCUUAAGAUUAUGGAAUGCUACACUGCAUUACACUUCAAACGACCGUGCAGCUUCUUUAUUUCAGAAUAUAUCUUGUAUUUGAUUUGUGCUUUGCUGUGUCCAUGUUUCAGUGCUUUUAUGAAAAUGUAUAACUUUAUAAAUCAUCUAGAUUACCUAUACAAAAUAAUCGCCCUUAAAACUGUAUUCUGGUCUACUUUUUCUAUUUACAAUUAAAUAUCUUUUCCACAA